Messenger RNA from Fulmarus glacialis (Northern fulmar), 954 nucleotides. RefSeq names its product sorting nexin 17 (gene SNX17). Gene Ontology annotation, biological process: signal transduction; intracellular protein transport. Gene Ontology annotation, molecular function: phosphatidylinositol binding. The transcript is spliced from 9 exons. The record is from RefSeq and is a predicted model, not a curated record. Lineage: Eukaryota; Metazoa; Chordata; Aves; Procellariiformes; Procellariidae. The annotation marks the transcript as partial. Gene Ontology annotation, cellular component: early endosome.
GCUGUGGCCUCUAAGUUGGAUCUGCCAGAUGACCUGGUCGGCUACUUCAGCCUCUUCCUAGUGAGAGAGACCAAGGACGGAGCUUUCUCCUUUGUGCGGAAGCUGCAGGAGUUUGAGCUGCCUUAUGUGUCCGUCACCAGCCUGCACAACCCCGAGUUCAGGAUCAUCCUGCGCAAGAGCUACUGGGACUCCUCCUAUGACGACGAUGUAAUGGAGCAUCGUGUGGGAUUGAACUUGCUGUAUGCACAGACGGUGUCGGACAUCGAGCAUGGAUGGAUCCUUGUCAACAAGGAACAGCACCGGCAGCUGAAGUCCCUUCAGGAAAAAGUCUCCAAGAAGGAGUUCAUCCGCCUGGCGCAGACCCUGAAGUACUACGGCUAUCUCAAGUUUGACCCCUGCAUCACUGACUUCCCUGAGAAGGGAUGCCACGUCGUCGUCAGUGCUGGCAACAACGAGCUCAACUUCCAGGUGCGGCUGCCGAGCGAGCAGAUCAAGGAAGGCAGCUUCAAGGUCACACGCAUGCGGUGCUGGCGGGUCACGUCCUCGGUGCCGAUGAGCAAUGGUCCCUCGGGGCGCAGCCCGGGCAAGUCCGAGGGGAAGCUGGAGGUGGACCGGCUGCAGUGGGUCACCAUCACCAGUCCACAGGCCAUCAUGCUGAGCAUCUGCCUGCAGUCCAUGGUGGACGAGCUGAUGGUGAAAAAGUCUGGAGGCAGCAUCCGCAAGAUGUUUCGCCGGCGGGUGAACGGGGCCCUGCGGCGCUCGGACAGCCAGCAAGCUGUGAAAUCACCCCCGCUGCUGGUGAGUGGGACCCUGCAGCCCUUGUAGGGGAGACAAAGCAAGCUCACCUCUGUCAGCCUGCGAGGGAUGAGCCACUCCAGCUCUGCUAACGAUGUGGGCGCUAACGACUUCCAUGGCAAUUAUGCCUUUGAGGGCAUUGGCGAUGAAGAUCUGUAG